GUGGCAGAAAAGUGCCCUCCAUUUCAGAACUUUAACCUUAAACAUCCGCCUAGCUCCUUCCUCUUCCGGUUACGGCGAAAGCAGCUUCACAAUGGUGCAACGCCUGACUUACCGCCGCAGGUUGUCCUACAACACUGCUUCCAACAAGACCAGACUGUCCCGGACUCCUGGUAACCGUAUUGUGUACCUGUACACCAAGAAGGUUGGCAAAGCCCCCAAGUCAGCAUGUGGCAUCUGCCCUGGAAGACUGCGUGGAAUCCGUGCUGUUAGACCUCAGGUUCUGAUGAGGCUGUCCAAGACCAAGAAACACGUUAGCAGGGCCUACGGUGGCUCCAUGUGCGCCAAGUGUGUGCGUGACAGGAUCAAGCGUGCUUUCUUGAUUGAGGAGCAGAAGAUCGUUGUCAAGGUGCUCAAGGCACAAGCACAGAGCCAGAAAUCGAAGUAAAAUCUGUAUUUGUAUUGCCACAAUAAAACCAAAAAAAUGACCAACAAA
This is a messenger RNA of Girardinichthys multiradiatus, 493 nucleotides long. It is a transcript of the gene rpl34, whose product is annotated as ribosomal protein L34. Gene Ontology annotation, molecular function: structural constituent of ribosome. Gene Ontology annotation, biological process: translation. The record is from RefSeq and is a predicted model, not a curated record. NCBI's taxonomy places the organism in Eukaryota, Metazoa, Chordata, Actinopteri, Cyprinodontiformes, Goodeidae. The transcript is spliced from 5 exons. The coding region runs from base 92 to 445 and encodes 117 amino acids. Gene Ontology annotation, cellular component: ribosome.